Messenger RNA from Trichomycterus rosablanca, 1298 nucleotides. RefSeq names its product phosphoprotein membrane anchor with glycosphingolipid microdomains 1 (gene pag1). Bases 75 to 1298 code for a protein of 407 amino acids. Lineage: Eukaryota; Metazoa; Chordata; Actinopteri; Siluriformes; Trichomycteridae. Gene Ontology annotation, cellular component: membrane raft; plasma membrane. The transcript has 7 exons. The record is from RefSeq and is a predicted model, not a curated record. Gene Ontology annotation, biological process: intracellular signal transduction; negative regulation of T cell activation.
GAUCCAAGCAAGUGACCAGCUUUUGCAGUAAUUAGCGCAUGGCCGAUGUAAGCGACUGCUUGGUGUAAUGUGUAAUGGCUCCUGUGUUGAGUGCUCUGUGGGGUUCAGAGGUUGCAGGGUCAGAGGUCAGUAGUGACCUAGCCCUGGUGAGCACUCUGACUACAAUCUCUGCCCUCCUGCUGAUUGCGCUCCUGGUGGCGUUUUGCGCCAGCUGCCAAGGGCAAAAGAAAGCGUCACAGAUCCCUGGAGACCAUGAGAACCUGAUGAAUGGGGUGUCAGAAAAGGAAACAUGUAGCCAAUCAGCAGAUACGGUCAGUCACGGCACUGAUCUGGCAGCUAGUAGCUCCCACAAUGGGCCUCUUACAAGUGGUACAGUUCUCACAGACACCAUGGAUACGAGCCCGCACCCUUCAGAGGAGAUGCUGUCGAGCCACUCGGAGCAUCGCUCCUCCAAGUGCCCCCAGGACCGUGAGUUGCCCAGCAUUCCCUGUACCAGCACGCUGCCAGUAGCAAAUGACACCUCCGUUGCAUGUGGGACAUCCGGGGAAGACACAUACGAAGUGCUAAAGGACGGAGCCCCACCUGAUCCCAUUGUGGAAGACUCACCCUAUGAGACAGUAAAAGAUCUGAAACGUCCGGUCCUGUCCAAUGGCACAAUAAGCCCUGACGAGCCCAUGUCCACUCUGCCCAAUGGGCAUGCAAGCCCCAUCUUGGGCAAGCCUGACCCGUACCCGAUCGUCAACGGUGCAGAGUACGCCUCCAUCGACCUAAACAAGAAGAGCCGCUACAGCGCAGACGUGGAGGCCCGAUGCUUGGUUAUGGAGGAGGCUGAAGAUGAGAAUCCUCCACCUAUACCAGAUAAAGUACUUGAUGAGAACGACAACCAUAACAUCUCUGCACUGUCCAAUGGAGAGGUAUCAGCCGUGUACUCCAGAGUAGUGAAGCCACUGGUGGUGGAGAAAGAAAACGACUACAGCAGCAUCGGUGAGAUCAGGGGAGUGGUGGUAGAGUCAGGCUCCAGCGAGCUGUAUGCCACAGUGAGAGACAUGUACCCAUCACCCCCUGAGGAGCAGUCACCAGAGAACACAGACCCUGCGUACGAGACCAUCAAAAUUUCAAAGAGCGGUGAGGAAGAGGAGCAGCAGGGUAACGGGCACAAGGAGCCUGACUACGAAAGUGUCGGAGAGCUGGAUCUGAACAGAGAGACACACGCGGUUACAAUCAGUAUUUUCAUGGAGUUCAUGCUGAAAUGGGUUGCUCAUGUCAAUAUAAUCAACUUCUAUGGUACGUCUUACUAA